Galendromus occidentalis (western predatory mite) is the source of this 684-nucleotide messenger RNA. RefSeq lists its product as uncharacterized. Gene Ontology annotation, biological process: anatomical structure development. The record is from RefSeq and is a predicted model, not a curated record. The transcript has 3 exons. The coding region runs from base 1 to 684 and encodes 227 amino acids. NCBI's taxonomy places the organism in Eukaryota, Metazoa, Arthropoda, Arachnida, Mesostigmata, Phytoseiidae. Gene Ontology annotation, molecular function: extracellular matrix binding; calcium ion binding; collagen binding.
AUGGCGUUGCUCAUCAUAGCCGCCUUAGUGAUUGAAGGAUGCCUCGCUCAGAGCUCAUCUCAGCGACCGUGCCUAGAGGUAGAUAUCGCAAGAGCGGAACAGCAAUCCAGGGUUAUCGCCUCGGCCAUGGUGGACAAGGUUCUCGACGACUCCUCUGUCCAGGUUGCCAUCCUCCGGACCUUGAAGGGCAGCUCCGAUCUGAUGAACUCGAUCAUGAUCCUGAAAGGACUCCGUCAAGAAUGUGAUCUCCUCCGUGAGGGUGACAUCCGGUACUUCUUCAUGAAUAGCAUCAAGCCCGGGGUCAUGGUCUCGGUUCGAACCCCUCUGACCAUCUCACUCGAUCAUAUCGAUCAGCUCAAUUCCGCAGUCUUGAAAGAGCCAUUGGCGAGACGUCGGCACAUGCCAGAUCUCCCGUGCGAGCUGAAAUAUUGCCCGAACAAUCAAGAGUGCCAUGAGCAUCAGGGCCAAGCAUCUUGCCGCUGUCCGGACUCGUGCCCGUACGUUGCCGAGGCGAGCUCAGUAUGCGCGUCGAACAACGCGACUUUCCCUUCCCAUUGUCGACUACGUUUGGAUUCGUGCAGGAGGUCGGAGAGGAUCUGGGUGACCCGUUCUGGUCCGUGCAGCACUCCCCCACAGCUGCCUCUGAAACACCCUUUCGAAGCCGCCGUUCUUACAUCGUACUGA